Prunus armeniaca (apricot) is the source of this 5142-nucleotide messenger RNA. The record is from the annotation of a GenBank genome assembly. NCBI's taxonomy places the organism in Eukaryota, Viridiplantae, Streptophyta, Magnoliopsida, Rosales, Rosaceae.
AUGUCCGCUUCCCAAACCCUAGGCGGCCCUUCCCGCGCCGGCCGCCUCCUGGGCCCGUCGCUCGACAAGAUCGUAAAAAAUGCUGCGUGGCGCAAGCACUCGCAUUUGGUCGCCGCCUGCAAGUCCACGCUCGACAAGCUCGACUCGGUAUCCGACUCGUCCAUCGUCGACCCCAAAUCGCCGAUCUCCGGCCUCUCCCUCGCCGACUCAGAAUUCGUCCUCGGCCCCAUCCUCCUCGCCCUCGACUCUGCCUACCCCAAGGUCGUCGAGCCCGCCGUCGACUGCGCCUUCAAGCUCUUCUCCGUCGGCCUCUUCCGCGGCGAGAUCCACGCUUCCGAUCAGAAAUUUGUUCUCUUUAAGCUCGUCGAGUCGCUGUGUAAGUGCGCUGGGCUCGGCGAGGAGUCGAUCGAGCUGGGCGUGCUCCGGACUCUGCUUGCCGCUGUGAGAUCGCCACGGGUUUUGAUCCGGGGCGAUUGUUUGGUGAAUAUUGUGAGGACUUGUUACAAUGUGUACCUUGGGGGAUUGAAUGGGACCAAUCAGAUCUGUGCCAAGUCGGUUUUGGCUCAGAUUAUGGUGAUUGUUUUCACCAGAGUGGAGGAGGAUUCUUUGAAUGUUAGCAUUUCUAGGGUUUCGGUUAAUGAAUUGUUGGAAUUCACCGAUAAGAAUUUGAACGAAGGGAGCUCCAUUUUGUUCUGCCAGAAUUUCGUCAAUGAGGUUAUGGACGCGAACUAUGUUGGUCCGGAUGGUAACAAAACGGUGCCGUCUCCGAAGCUGAAAUUGCAAAAUGGCAAUGCCGGUGGACGCGGUGAAUCGGGUGGUGACGGAGAUUCGAAUGUUGAUGGAGCUGAAUCGGGUGAUGGCGGUAGUAAGAUUAGGGAUGAUGGGUAUCUGUUGUUUAAGAAUUUGUGCAAAUUAUCGAUGAAAUUCUCAGCACAGGAGCACUCUGAUGAUCAGAUUCUCUUGAGGGGUAAAGUAUUGUCAUUGGAGCUUUUGAAGGUGGUCUUGGACAAUGGGGGUCCAUUUUGGCGCAACAAUGAGAGGCAAGUGAUUGCUUUCUUUUGCACCAAAGUUGAUGCAUCACUCCUGAGAAUGCCGAUACUUUUCAUUUUCUUGUGGCACAGGUUUCUCAAUGCUAUCAAGCAGUUCCUCUGCUUAUCACUCUUAAAAAACAGUGCGUUGUCAGUCAUGGCCAUUUUCCAGCUUCAGUGUUCUAUUUUCACGAGCUUGUUAUCAAAAUUCAGAUCAGGGUUGAAAGCAGAAAUUGGUAUAUUUUUUCCAAUGCUCGUCUUACGCGUGCUUGAGAAUGUUCUGCAGCCUAGUUUCUUGCAAAAAAUGACAGUCCUCAAUUUAUUGGAGAAGAUAUCUCAGGAUUCACAGAUUAUCAUUGACAGUUUUGUCAACUAUGACUGUGAUGUGGAUGCCCCGAACAUCUUUGAAAGGAUUGUCAAUGGUCUUCUGAAAACAGCUCUAGGACCACCCUCUGGUUCAACAACAACACUGUCUCCAGUGCAGGAUAUCACUUUCCGGCAUGAAUCAGUAAAGUGCUUGGUUAGCAUCAUUAAUUCAAUGGGAGCUUGGAUGGACCAACAGCUGAGUCUGGGAGACUCCUAUCUACCAAAGACCAAUGAGAGCGACACUUCAGCUGAGAAAAUGGAGAAUCAAUUGACCCCAAAUGGUGAAGAAGGAGCUGCUUUUGAUAAUGAAUUACACCCAGAAGGAAAUCCUGAAGUUUCAGAUGCUGCAACUCUCGAGCAACGUCGAGCUUAUAAAAUUGAACUUCAGAAAGGUAUAUCGCUGUUUAAUAGAAAGCCUUCCAAGGGCAUUGAAUUUCUUAUAAGCACCAAAAAGAUUGGUAGUUCUCCAGAAGAUGUGGCGUCUUUCCUGAGGAACAACACUGCUGGCCUAAAUGAAACCAUGAUUGGUGACUAUUUGGGUGAAAGGGAGGAAUUUCCUCUAAAAGUUAUGCAUGCUUAUGUAGAUUCCUUUAAUUUCAAAGGGAUGGAUUUCGGCGAAGCAAUAAGGUUUUUCCUGCGGGGCUUCAGGUUACCUGGAGAGGCACAGAAAAUUGAUCGCAUCAUGGAGAAGUUUGCUGAGCGCUAUUGUAAAUGCAGUCCAAAUUCAUUUACUAGUGCAGAUACUGCAUAUGUCCUCGCAUACUCUGUGAUAAUGCUCAAUACAGACGCCCAUAAUAACAUGGUGAAAGAUAAGAUGACCAAGGCUGACUUCAUCCGGAACAACCGAGGAAUAGAUGAUGGCAAGGAUCUACCUGAGGAGUAUCUUGGUGUCCUAUAUGAUCAAAUUGUUAAAAAUGAAAUUAAGAUGAGCGCUGACACUACUGCACCACAGAGCAAGCAGGAAAACAGCUUUAACAAAUUAUUGGGCUUGGAUGGUAUCCUGAAUUUAGUAACUGGAAAGCAGACUGAAGAAAAAGCUUUGGGUGCAAAUGGGCUUCUUAUAAAGCACAUUCAGGAGCAAUUUAAAGCAAAGUCUGGAAAAUCAGAGUCUGUCUAUCAUGCUGUGACAGAUGUGGCAAUAUUGAGGUUUAUGGUGGAAGUCUGCUGGGGUCCUAUGCUGGCAGCAUUUAGUGUGACUCUUGACCAAAGUGAUGACAGGCUUGCUACUUCUCAAUGCUUACAAGGUUUUCGGCAUGCCAUUCAUGUUACUUCUUUGAUGGGAAUGCAGACCCAGAGAGAUGCAUUUGUCACUUCAGUGGCAAAGUUUACUUAUCUGCAUAAUGCUGCAGAUAUGAAGCAAAAAAAUGUCGAUGCUGUGAAGGCAAUAAUAUCAAUCGCCAUUGAAGAUGGUAAUCAUCUUCAGGAAGCAUGGGAACACAUACUAACUUGCCUUUCCCGAAUUGAGCAUCUGCAACUGUUGGGAGAAGGUGCACCAACUGAUGCGUCCUAUUUGACUGGAUCAAAUGUUGAAACUGAGGAGAAAACAUCAAAGCCUAUUGGAUUUUCUUCUCUGAAGAAAAAAGGAACUCUCCAGAAUCCAGCUGUAAUGGCUGUUGUUCGUGGGGGUUCAUAUGACAGUACUAGUGUAGGAGUCAAUACUUCUGGACUGGUAACUCCAGAACAGAUAAAUAACUUUAUUUCAAACUUGAAUUUGCUGGAUCAGAUUGGGAAUUUUGAGUUGAAUCAUGUAUUUGCUCAUAGCCAAAGAUUGAACAGUGAAGCGAUAGUGGCUUUUGUGAAGGCUUUAUGCAAAGUUUCCAUGUCAGAGUUGCAAUCUCAAACGGACCCUCGUGUAUUCAGCCUCACAAAAUUAGUUGAGAUAGCGCAUUACAAUAUGAACCGCAUCAGAUUAGUGUGGUCUCGCAUAUGGAAUGUUCUCUCAGAUUUCUUCGUAUCAGUUGGCUUGUCCGAGAAUCUCUCAGUUGCAAUAUUUGUGAUGGAUUCAUUGCGUCAGCUUGCUAUGAAAUUCUUAGAGCGUGAAGAACUGGCAAAUUACAACUUCCAGAAUGAAUUUUUGAGACCAUUUGUGAUUGUUAUGCAAAAAAGUGGUUCUACAGAAAUUAAGGAAUUAAUAGUUAGGUGCAUUUCACAAAUGGUCCUCAGCCGUGUCAAUCAUGUGAAAUCGGGGUGGAAAAGUGUUUUUCUGGUCUUCACGGCCGCUGCAGCUGAUGAGCGGAAAAAUAUUGUCUUGUUGGCCUUUGAGACCAUGGAAAAAAUCGUCAGAGAAUAUUUCCCUUAUAUAACGGAGACAGAGACAUUGACUUUUACUGAUUGUGUAAAAUGCCUCUUAACCUUCACCAAUAGCAGAUUCAAUAGUGAUGUUAGCCUCAAUGCCAUUGCAUUUCUCCGGUUCUGUGCUGUCAAACUUGCAGAAGGAGGCCUUGUUUACAAUAAGAGGAGUGAGGUCAAUGUGUCGUCCAUUCCAAAUGUAAAUGAGGAUGGUUCAGAUGUAGUGACUUUCAACGAGAAAGAUGAGCAUGCAUCCUUUUGGGUUCCAUUGCUAACAGGUUUGUCAAAGCUGACGUCAGAUCCUAGAUCAGCUAUCCGGAAGGGUUCUUUGGAAGUUCUUUUUAACAUUUUAAAGGAUCAUGGUCAUCUUUUCUCACACUCGUUUUGGACUGCGAUCUUCAAUUCCGUUGUUUACCCCAUAUUUAGAGAUACAAAUAUGAAAAAUGACUUGUCUUCGCCAGUUUCAGUAUCUCCACGUCCUGAGGGAAGUACAUGGGAUUCUGAAACUUCUGCAGUUGCAGCAGACUGUCUCAUAGAUCUAUUUGUCAGCUUUUUUGACAUAGUGAGGGCUCAACUACCAGGUGUGGUGUCCAUUCUGACAGGGCUCAUCAGAAGUCCUGUUCAGGGUCCUGCUAGCACGGGGGUUGCUUCAUUAGUGCGUUUGGCUGGUGAAGUGGGAAACAGACUUUCGGAAGACGAAUGGAGACAGAUUUUUCUGGCUCUGAAAGAAGCUGCCACAUCUGCAGUGCCUGGAUUUAUGAAGGUGUUGAGAACCAUGGAUGACAUCAAUGUUCCCGGUCUUUCUCGAUCUUAUAGUGAUAUAGAUUUGGCAUCUGAUGAGGGGUUUACAAAUGAUGAUAUUGAGGAUGAUAACCUGCAAACAGCAGCAUAUUUGGUUUCCAGAAUGAAGAGUCAUAUUGCUAUGCAGCUACUCAUCAUACAGGUUGCUACUGAUUUAUACAAAAUAAACCACGAAUCCUUGUCCGCCGCCAACAUUGGAAUCCUCCUUGAAAUAUUUUCCCUUAUUGCAUCCCAUGCACACCAACUGAACUCGGAGACAAUUCUGCAGAAGAAGCUGCAAAAAGUGUGUUCUGUCCUGGAACUCACCGCCCCACCUUUGGUUCAUUUCGAGAAUGACUCUUAUAAGAAUUAUUUGAGCUUCCUCCAAAACGCGCUCAUGGAUAAUCCGUCUAUGUCCGAGGAGAUGAACAUAGAAGUUCAACUUGUGGAAGUGUGUGAAAAAAUAUUGCAGAUAUACCUAAAGUGUACGGAGCCUCGAUCUUUCGAGCACAAGCCAACUGAUCAGCCGAUUCUGCACUGGUUUCUUCCUUUGGGUACCGCAAAAAAGGAAGAAUUGGCUACCCGAACCUACUUAGCUGUGUCGGCAUUGCAGGUAUUGUCUGGUUUGGAAAGGGUUUCAUUAGAAGGCACGCAUGCCGGUUAUUUCCUUUGUUGGUAG